AUGUCUAUAUCACGUUCAGUUAGUAUAAAUUCUUCAACAUCAACAGCAACAAUGACGACCAUAUCACCAACUGACCUUGUUGCUAAUUCAUCGAAUGGUCUUUAUGAAAAUCGUGAACAUUUUCAAGCAAUUUUUACAAAUGAUUCUCGAUUUUUUGAUACAAGUCUUCAUUUAUUUAAAUCUUAUUAUUCUCUGGGUUAUAUACCAUCCGAUGAUGAAAAACACAAAAAACUUCAUGUUCCGAUUAUAACAACAACAGCAAGUAGACAAAAACAUCGUUGGAAACCACGUUUGUUAGGUUUACAUCAUAAUAAUAAUAAUAGUAAUCACGAAGGAACAUUAAAAGCUUUUUUAACACCUAUAUUAUUAAGAAAAAAUGAUCAAAUAAAUCGAGCAAGAUCUGAAUCAGGUAAUUCAACUCAUGAAUUAAAUAAUCGUCAGGAAAAAUCUUCUAUGAUUGUUCAUUAUCAACAAGCCUUAGUACCAAAUAUCAAUAUUUCGGAUGAUAUGAGAUCCGAUGAAUCUGAAGUAACAAUAACGAGAUUAUGA
Molecule: messenger RNA, 549 nt
Organism: Adineta steineri
Lineage: Eukaryota; Metazoa; Rotifera; Eurotatoria; Adinetida; Adinetidae
Source: the annotation of a GenBank genome assembly